Messenger RNA from Symbiodinium necroappetens, 1815 nucleotides. NCBI's taxonomy places the organism in Eukaryota, Dinophyceae, Suessiales, Symbiodiniaceae. The record is from the annotation of a GenBank genome assembly.
AUGCUGCUGCCGGGGUCAAAAGCUAGUUUCUGCCGGCGAAAGUGUCGUUUCACGCCAGCUCUCUGGGGGCAUGCGCAUGAAGUUGACGUCAUUGCACCGCCCUUGUCUGGACAGGAUGAUGAGAAGUUGCUGCCACCGCCGACAGCAGCACCGGUGCGAGAGGCCUCCUGCAGAAGUGGUUCGCCUACCAGCGUCGCACCACCGUCGUCGUGUGGCGAGCAUAUGCAAGAUGGCGAGAACGACAAUCACUUCGCUCGCGAGGCCUUCUAUCAUCUGCCAUCGGUGGCUACGUGGCUGAUUUCCAGAAUCACACAGGACGACUCAGAUGAUGAUCAGCCGCUCUCGUGGUCCAUGCGUCACAUCCUGCAGCCGCCGGAGAUUAAGCAGGAGGAUUCAACUGAAGAUGGUCCACGCAAGCGGAUGUUGGAGAGUCAGGACGUCGUUCACGUGACGGUGUUUGCUGAGGGCACCGACGGCUUGAAUGAGUUGUCCUUCACUGUGGUCGCGAGGACAGCACUGGGUAAGAUGAUGAAGGCACAUGCCUGGUGUGACCACCGCCAGUUCCCGGCAGAGAAGGUUGCGUUCUUGCUGGGGGAGAGACUGCUCAAACCCGAGGACACGCUGCUGACGCUGGGUUGUGCAGACACUGCGGUGGUCUGCCAUGCCGUACCCCACGACCAAGUGGAAGGUGCGAGGAAGGCCACGCCCAAGAUACAAGGACGCCAAAAGGCAGCGAAGUCGAAGCCGAAGACUCCGAAGCCGAAGGCAGAAGGAUCCGACAGUGAAACAGACGAUCCUGAUGCAAGUUGUCUUCCACAAGCAGAAGAAGCUCCUGAGGAGAAACCCGGUGAGGUCUUGCAGUUCGGGGAAGCCAGCGUGGCUUUGCAGCAGCGCCAAGGGCUGCGACCGCUUGCUUUCGAUGCAUUGCAGGCCUCUGGUGCUGUGUUCCCGGGUUUCGCCAGUCGUGUCCGGGACACUCCAGUGCCGGAUGGCGGCAAAAAACGCAGAAAUGUUGCCGCUGCGAUUCUCAGGCAGCAAGCAGCAAGUGAGCAAAAGCCUCUGACAUCUUUCGGAAAUCUUUGCAGAGAUGUCGCGAAAGACGUCCAGAAACAAAACAGAAAGUCCCGAAAGUGGCUGAAGAGAGAAGCCAAUAUCGAGGAGAAUGAGCACUAUUGCAAGCUCUGCACCGGAGCUUUGGCAGUCCUUCAGUUGUCGAGCGAAGAAAUGCUGGCAUCCGUCAUGUCCGAUAGCGCCCGCCUUUGUGAGCAUGCUAAGAGGCAGACAGUCGACCAGCGGGACUUGUCCUUAGCAGUUUCCCUGUGGCGCGAAUGGGGAGAUCAACUCUUGCGGAAGCGAAGCAGAAGCCCAAGCGUGAGCUCUGCAGAGUCUUUCGAGGACUCUGCGGAGAUGAAGGAUAUUCUCAAAAAGUUUUCCCAGAUCAGCGCGAGAACUUCGCGGAGGAGGGCUCAGAGCAAAGCAAAGGCGAAGUCGACAGUCAAGGAGGAGGUGGCCCCCGCGACCGCGAAGACGAGAAAGCCCAAGGAGAGCAGAGAGAAGCCCAAGGCAGCGUCGAAGAAAGGAAAACCCAUGGAGAGCAAAGACAAGCCCAAGGCAGCCGCGAAGAAAGGAAAACCGACGGAGAGCAGAGAGAAGCCCAAGGCAGCCGCGAAGAGAGGAAAGCCGACGGAGAGCAGGGAGAAGCCCAAGGACAUGGAAAAGACAAGGAAGCAGCCCGAGGCAAGUGCUGUGGUCAAGAAGAAGCAGCCGAAGGAUGCGCCUGCGUUGGUCCGAAGGAAGAAGCAGCCCAAGGACUGA